Oryza brachyantha (malo sina) is the source of this 2738-nucleotide messenger RNA. RefSeq names its product G-type lectin S-receptor-like serine/threonine-protein kinase At2g19130. Lineage: Eukaryota; Viridiplantae; Streptophyta; Magnoliopsida; Poales; Poaceae. The transcript has a single exon. Bases 1 to 2475 code for a protein of 824 amino acids. The record is from RefSeq and is a predicted model, not a curated record. Gene Ontology annotation, molecular function: protein serine/threonine kinase activity; ATP binding. Gene Ontology annotation, biological process: protein phosphorylation; recognition of pollen.
AUGGCUCCUCUCUACAUACUCCUCAGCCUUGUUUUCUUCUCCCCGCACACACCUUUGUGUUGUGCGACAGAUGAUACUCUUGCAGUAGCGCAAGCCCUCUCUGUUGGUGACAAGCUCGUCUCAAGAAACGGCAAGUUCGCGCUCGGCUUCUUCCAGUUCCAGCCAACAACCAGUAAGUCAUCUGACAACACCACCUCCCCCAAUUGGUACCUUGGCAUAUGGUUCAACAAGAUCCCAGUUCUUACUACAGUAUGGGUUGCUAAUAGAGAGAACCCCAUCACUGCCACUGACAUCAAUCAAACAAAGCUGGAAAUCACAGCAGAUGGAAACCUUGCCAUCUUGAACCAUGAAAACGAAUCCACAGUCUGGUCCACUAGCAUUGUCAAUAGUAGGACAGAAGCAGCUAGCAGGAACACUAGUACCACUGUUCUUGUUAUCCUAAAUGAUGGGAACCUUGUCAUGAUGAAAAACUCAUCCAAUGUAGUGCUGUGGCAGAGCUUUGACUACCCAGUAGAUGUUUUGCUUCCUGGUGCUAAGUUUGGCUGGAACAAGGUUAGUGGCUUGAAUCGGCUAGGCAUAUCAAGGAAGAGCCGGAUUGAUCCCGGUUUCGGCCCAUACACAAUAGCACUGGAUACCAAAGGUACCAAAGGAGUGGUGCUCGGGCGCCUCAACCCCCCAGUAGUGUACUGGUCUUGGUCAUCUGAUAAAUCAUUGAUGCUUAUACCAAUACUUAAGUCGCUGCUAGACAUGGAUCCACGGACGAAAGGUCUGAUUAUCCCAAUAUAUGUUAAUAACGAGACAGAGGAGUACUACAUGUACAAUUCAACGGAUGAGUCAUCCUCCUCUUUCGUCUCGUUAGACAUCUCUGGUCAGGUCAAGAUUAAUGUGUGGUCACAAGCCAACCAGUCUUGGCAGGUCAUAUAUAGCCAACCUGCUGAUUCCUGCACUCCCUACGCUACCUGUGGACCUUUCACUGUUUGUAACGGAAACUCGCCCCAAUUCUGCGGCUGCAUGGAGAGCUUCUCUCGAAAGUCGCCUCGGGAUUGGGAUCUUGAUGAUCGAACAGGAGGUUGCAUCAGAAACAGUCCUUUAGACUGCACUGGAAAAGGAAAUACAACAAGUUCAACGGACAUGUUCCACUCCAUAUCUCGUGUUACGUUGCCUUAUAACCCGCAAAGCGUAGAUGAUGCUACCACUCAGAGCAAGUGCCAAGAAGCUUGUCUCAGUGACUGUUCCUGCACUGCUUAUGCCUAUGAAAAUAGCAGAUGCUCCAUCUGGCAUGGGGAAUUGCUUAGUGUAAAUGAGAAUGAUGGUACUGAUAAUACUUCUGAAGAUGUUCUUUACCUUCGCCUUGCUGCCAAAGAUUUGCCACGGUUCAUGAAAAACAAAGCAAAACCUUUGGUUGGAGUUGUUACAGCUGUAAGCAUCGCUGGUUUUGGGUUACUGAUGAUCAUACUGUUGUUGAUCGUUUGGAGGAAGAAAAUCAAGUGCUGCAGUGGGCCAUUACCAUUACCUGGCAGUCAAGGUAGCAGUGGACUUAUAGCAUUUAGAUACGCUGAUUUGGGCCAGGCUACCAGAAAAUUUUCAGAAAAGCUGGGAGGAGGUGGUUUUGGUUCUGUAUUCAAGGGAGUACUAAGUGACCUAACUGCCAUUGCAGUUAAAAGGCUUGAUGGUGCCCGUCAGGGCGAGAAGCAAUUCAGGGCUGAGGUGGGCUCACUUGGUUUGAUUCAACAUAUCAACCUAGUCAAAUUGAUUGGUUUCUGCUGCGAAGGUGAUAACAGACUACUUGUGUAUGAACAUAUGUCAAAUGGUUCUCUGGAUGUCCAUCUAUUUCAGAGCAGUGCUAAUGUCCUAAACUGGAACACCAGGUAUCAAAUAGUUGUAGGAGUUGCUAGAGGAUUAUCUUACUUGCAUCAGAGUUGUCGUGAGUGCAUUAUACAUUGUGAUAUUAAGCCAGAAAACAUACUCCUCGACGAAUCAUUUGUUCCUAAAAUUGCAGACUUUGGAUUGGCAGCGGUAGUAGGAAGGGAUUUUAGCCGAGUUCUGACUACAUUUAGAGGGACUAUAGGGUAUCUUGCCCCAGAAUGGAUUAGCGGAGUUGCAGUUACGCCAAAGGUUGAUGUCUACAGUUUUGGUAUGGUACUAUUGGAAAUAAUCUCAGGAUGUAGGAAUUCACCUAAUUCAGAGAUUAGCAACAAUUCUUGUGUUACUUAUUUUCCUGUUCAAGCUAUCAGUAAGCUUCAUGAGGGAGAUGUGCAAACUUUGGUGGAUCCACGAUUAAAUGGUGACUUCAAUCUAGAAGAGGUUGAAAGGGUUUGCAGAGUUGCAUGUUGGUGCAUCCAAGAGAAUGACAUUGAUCGGCCAACAAUGGGUGAAGUGGUCCGUGUUCUUGACGGUGUACAGGAGCUUGAUUUGCCCCCUAUGCCAAGACUACUUGCAGCAAUGACACAAUGCUCUCGUGUGGCUUCAACAUAACAGUUAUUAUACACCUCAAAAUUGACGUUGGCAUGUUGCUAAUAUUUAUUAAAUUAUCAAUUCUAUGAUGGAAGGAAUAAAGAAUGACAAUUCUGUGAUUUCUAAACUUUAUGCAGGCUAAAUUAUAGUUUGUGGAAGACAAAAGGUUUGGUCUGUACAUGUGGUCUAGUUAGUUUGUUCAGAUCUGUAAGUUUAGUAUUCAGAAUAUUUAUUUCUGAUCUGAGCUCUUUGGUCGUCGUGGUCCUGGUUUUCAGACAUGUUGA